AUCCAAUAACUAAUAGAGAGCCUUUCUGAGUUUGGACAUUACAUCACUUGGUAGAAAUGAUACAACGCAAGAUAGUAUGCUUCCGCUGCUAGAGAUGCCUUAGCAUAUGAUGCAAUGUUUCUCUACAACAUCAAAGUUACGCAUGCUAUGCACUAUUAGGCUUCAACGAUUCUGAACCCUAUACAAAGCGGUGUAACCUAAGUACCUAAUCCUAACCAGGAAACUUAACGGCAAGCCCUUACUUCUUCAGUUCUGUCUCAACUUGACCUCAACUUCAUUCCUGCGCUUCACAUUUACUUUACCUGAAGAUUCCCUAAGUCUUCCCUGACCUGUUAAAAUCUUCCUUUCUAUUCAAGCAGUGUCUAUAGGUGCACAAUAUUCUGCUCCAAGUCAACUUAUCUGAACAGGACUCUGUCAAAAUGGCGAAGUCUAAGGUACCAGCUGCUCAGGCGGCAGACGCUCAGGUGGCAGACGCUCAGGUGGCAGGCGCAGAGACUGGCACUCCAGAGCUCAUAUUUUCUUCGUCAAUGUUCUCCUCUCCAGAAGAUCUCUACAAACACGCUUUGAGAAUUCUCUCUACUGUUACAUCCCACGAAGAACUCAUCUACAAACACAUUCUGCCAGCUUGGGCGCAGACCAUAUUAGAUCAGCUCGACGACAGGUUUGAGGGCACUUUCAGGAAAAACUACAACGUCAUUACUUCUACUAUCUGGAUUCGAAUCAUGCCCACAGAGCUCCAUGAUUGUCAUCAGAACUGGAUCAAUGCCCAGAAGUUCCGUUGGUAUCGUACCGGGCAAAUCACUGCUCAUGAAUAUGAGUACUUGCGUGUUAUGGUUGGAACGACGAUCCCAUUUAUUCACGGGCCGUAUGCGCGCUCUAGAAAGGAACCAGAUUUGCUUUUAAGAGUAGACGGUCGGAGAUUACCGUCUCUUGUGGUCGAAUCUGGAUGGAGCGAGUCUUUCCCCAGACUCGAGGAAGAUAUGAACCUCUGGCUCGUGGGUGGUCAGGGGCAAGUGAAAGCAACGAUCAUACUCAACUGGCGGCGAGUCAGAAAUACGGAUACAGUUCGAGGAAAUGUCCUUCUUUACACAUUAGACAGGAACAACAUGCCCCGUCUACAGCAAGACAUCGUUAUUUUCCCAGCUCCUCCCCCGAUCCAAGCUGCGUCGGAACAACUCAUCCUAUCGAGAAAAGAAGUUUUUGGCGGAGAAGUUCUUCAAGGCAGAAACUCAAAUGACCAGCUUGUCUUUUCUAUUGACUUGCUGCGUGAAGAGGCCAGGAUCGCAUUAGGACUGAUGGGCCUUUCUCCGGCAUAACGCGUUUAGGAGGUCAUAUACCUUUUAUAACGGCAAGAGAGGUUAUAUCUGUGAAUGGGAGGCUACUGGAUAGGAUAUGGGUUAUGCAAUUUUACUUGUUUACUUGACACAUGCAAAUGCAGGCGGCGCAAUUGUUCAAUAGCGCUAUAAUAUCUGAUACGAAAUUAUUCACAAGUGGUUUUUACGAAAGUACUAUCACCAGCUCUACAAAUGAUACACGGUUAAUUAUGGAC
Molecule: messenger RNA, 1549 nt
Organism: Paecilomyces variotii
Lineage: Eukaryota; Fungi; Ascomycota; Eurotiomycetes; Eurotiales; Thermoascaceae
Exons: 4
Coding region: 420-1316 (298 amino acids)
Source: RefSeq, a predicted model, not a curated record